Molecule: messenger RNA, 1624 nt
Organism: Aspergillus saccharolyticus JOP 1030-1
Lineage: Eukaryota; Fungi; Ascomycota; Eurotiomycetes; Eurotiales; Aspergillaceae
Exons: 1
Coding region: 171-1502 (443 amino acids)
Molecular function (GO): hydrolase activity, acting on carbon-nitrogen (but not peptide) bonds
Source: RefSeq, a predicted model, not a curated record
UGUCGACGUGAGUGGUCAUGAUCCCUGCACGAAGGGGAGGGGAAAUGCAGCUCCCCCCACCACAGACCCCGCUUGAGGUUCGCCACACUUGCUCAGCACUCCUUACAAAAAGGUCUGCCUCGUACAACAUGAGCAGUGAUGCUUUCAUUUGAUCUCUCACCGGAGGCAUCAUGGGUUCCCUUGGAGACGUUCACCGACGCCCGUACCGACCUACUCCGGCGGACAUCACCAUCAACAAUUGCCGUCCACAAGACCCCCACAAGAUCCUCUUUCAGAAUGUUCACAUUCUCGACUCCACCGGUGCAGAGCCAUAUACGGGCGAUGUGCUCAUCGAAGGCGAACGCAUCGUUGCGGUUGGCCAAGUGGAUCGCACCGCCGCCCAGGGCUCACUGAUUAUCGAUGGUGCAGGCACCAAGACCCUGAUGUCAGGACUAGCGGAUUCGCACACGCACCUGAGCUGGAAUAACGCAGCCACUUCAAAUGAACUCACUAGUCUUCCGCUUGAAGAACAUGUCUUGCAUACCGCAAACUCGGCCAGAACCUACCUGGAUUGCGGCUACACCAUGUGUUUUGGCGCCGCAGCGGCACAGCCCCGCCUCGAUAUCGCCGUCAAAGCUGCCAUCAAAUCCGGGUUGAUUUCUGGUCCACGGACCCUGGCAAAUUGCUCAGAGGUGACCAAGCCCGGUGGUGCGAUUGUUCCCAAGAUCUCGCGCUAUGCCGAUGGACCGGAGGAAAUGCGCAAAGUAGUCCGAGAAUUUGUCCAGCUUGGUGCGGAUAAUAUCAAGUUAAGCAUGACUGGAGACAACGUCCAUCCCACGAUGCCGAGCGAGGAAACAUACUUCAAUCUGGAAGAGACAGUAGCGGCGGUAGAGGAAGCACAUCUUCAUGGCAAACGGGUAUGCGCCCAUGCUCGUAGCGCUGCCUCGGUCACGCAGUGUGUGCGAGCUGGAGUCGACGUCAUUUAUCAUGCAAGCUUCACCGACGAAGAAGGAAUGAACCUCCUUGAGCAACACAAAGACUCGGUCUGGGUUGCUCCGGCCAUCAAUUACCUCUAUGCUAUGGCGCAGGGUGAGGCCGAGCCUUACGGAAUAUCGGCGAAUAUGUCUGAGCAGAAGGGUGUCACGCACGAAGUCGAGGUUGCUUCUCAGAACAUGCGCGAGAUGCGUCGACGAGGGAUUCGAGUCCUCCCUGGCGGGGAUUAUGGAUUUGCCUGGGCGCCCCAUGGCACCUAUGCGCGAGAUUUGAAACAUUUUGUGGAUUUGUUUGGGUAUACGCCGAUGGAAAGUGUUUUGGCCGCGACCGCCAUGUCAGGCGAGCUCAUGGGGUAUCCCAAUGAGCUUGGAAAAGUGCAACCGGGCUAUUAUGCGGACGUGAUUUUAGUGGAUGGCAAUCCGCUCGAAGACAUCAGCAUUUUGCAAGAUCGAGACAGGCUGCAUUCAGUUGUCAUCAAUGGUCACAUCCACAAGAACCUCAGUUUGGCAGAGGACAAGGUGUCUGCAUAAGGACGAGACAAGAAUCAUUGGGGUUUUCCUGUAGCGGUUGUAUGUAUUAUCAUUUAUCAUGAGGGCCGUUAGGCAAACAGCAAAAAAGACAUUCCAAGGCGCAGCUCGCCUGUAGAUGAAAA